GUCGAGUGGUGCGUGUGGUAUUCCUGGUGGAGCUUCAGAUGCUGCCUGCAUGCAGUAUGUAACCAGCAGUAUAGGCUAUACAGCACAGGACUCUAUUAAGCCUACAGUAUAUACAUGCCUAGGUACUCAGGUUCCUAGGUAUGUCUGCCGAAUGGUCCUGACAAGCGUCUGACGUAACGAGCUCCCCGCACCUCUCGUGAUGCGUCUCGUCCUGCCCUCAAUUCAUGUCAGCCCAUUCAUUCCACGGCAACACCAUAUCCCCAACCCGUUCAACACUCACACUUGCAUCAACCAUCUCCCAGACCACUCUCUUCCUCUCCAAACACCACCUAGGUCGCCAUGUCCACCCCCGCCGCCAAGCGCCAAAGGUCCUCCAAGGACGUCCCCUACCACCUCGUCUACUGGCCCGGAAUCCCCGGCCGAGGCGAGCACGUGCGCCUCGCCCUCGAGGAAGCUGGAGCCUCAUACACAGACACCGCACACAUCAAGGACGGCGUCAACGAGGUGCUGGCCCAGAUCGAUUCCAGCAACACAGGAGACGACACCAGCCCUCCCCCCCUGGCACCACCUAUCCUGAAGCAUGGUGACCUCACCAUCAGCCAGACCCCCAACAUCCUGCUCUACCUUGGUCCAAAGCUGGGCCUUGCCCCCAAGCCUGGCGACGAUGACGAGGACGGCUUGUUCAUCGUCAACGAGCUCGCCCUCACUGCGUUAGAUGGCCUCAGCAACGAGCCGCAUGACUGCCACCACCCCAUCGCCACCGGCCUUUACUACGAAGAUCAGAAGGAAGAGUCCCUGAGGAAGACCAAGGAUUUCGUCGCUAACCGCCUUCCCAAGUUCAUCGGCUACUUCGAGCGUGUACUUAAGGGCAAGGCGAGCGGAGAUGGCCCAUGGCUGUACGGUGGAAAGCUGACCUAUGCCGACCUAGUGCUGUUCCAUUGCCUGGACGGCCUCAAGUUCAUGUUUCCCAAGGCCGUCAAGAAACUGGCAGAUUCUGGCGACUACAAAGACGUCUUCGCUCUGUACGACGCUGUAAAAGAGCGGCCUAACAUCAAGGAAUACAUGGCAAGUGACAGGCGUCAAAAGUACAGCCAGGGGAUCUACAGGUACUACGAGGAGUUGGACGUCACAGAGUGAAGUCGGGUAACUCCAGGCCAGACAGGCCAAACCCUCAACCGCUAAAUAAACACCCUGUAAAUUCCACCCGACCAAGGCUCUUUGGUGGGGUUUAAAAGGGGCGAAACCAGAGAAAAGUUAGCACAUUAUUCACGUACUUGUGUUUUGCCCCUUUCGGCAUUCCUUGUUGCAUGUGGUGGGAAGUUGCUUCUCGUGGCCUUCCAAGGUUGCUCUAUCCAGCUCGUCGUACCUUCAGGCUCGGGAUAGAAAUGCCGUGCUUAACAUUCGGGGAGCUCAUGGUAAGUCUGCGACAGGAGCAAGCGUGUUUAUGUAUAGAUAUACUCAAUUAACUUCAAAUGUUCUGUCUG
Molecule: messenger RNA, 1484 nt
Organism: Diaporthe batatas
Lineage: Eukaryota; Fungi; Ascomycota; Sordariomycetes; Diaporthales; Diaporthaceae
Exons: 2
Coding region: 340-1137 (265 amino acids)
Biological process (GO): glutathione metabolic process
Molecular function (GO): glutathione transferase activity
Source: RefSeq, a predicted model, not a curated record